AUGUCGCGCCAAACAAGCCUGUUCGAUUAUGCGUUCUCAGGCGGCGGCAGUCGGCCUCGCCAACCCCAAAAUCAGCGCCCCGAGCAGCCAUCAUCAGAAUCCCAGGCCUCAUCUAGCUUAUCCGCCACCAACAGUGACCCGCCAACAUCAUCUUCACAAUCAACCACCACCACCUCCCGCGGCUCUCACUCCUCCCGGGGUCGCGGUGGCCGCCGUGGCGGAGGCGACCGCUCAAAUCCAUCUCUGGCCUCCGUAUCCGAAGAAACACGCGCAGUGCUGCCGUCAAUCCUGCCCAACCUCCGACACCUGGACGCUACGAAAUCCGAGUCGUUGCAUCUAUCAGAGCUGCCGCCGUUGAAGUCUUCAGCAUGCCCGGGCCAUCCCCGUCCGAAAAUCAAGAUUGUGAACGAGGACACUUUAAACGCUGCCAUCGACCUCGCUGCGCAGAGACCUGACGGCGGACGUGUGGCGGUGCUCAACAUGGCGUCUGACAUCCACGCCGGCGGAGGUUGGCUCAAGGGCGCCGUGGCGCAGGAGGAAGCGAUAUGCUACCGCUCAUCGCUGUAUCUCAGCUUGCACAAGCGGCAUUACCCCUUUCGGAGGCGUAUGGGGCUGUACACCCCGGACGUGGUUGUUAUCCGGGGCGAUAUGGCGAGCGGACAUAAACUCCUCGUCCCGGGGACGGCGUACACCGACCUGCCUGUCGUGAGCGUCCUCAGCAUUGCAGCCAUCCGAAGACCAGAGGUCCAGAAGGUGCGGGUCUCGACGUCGUCGGCCACCGAGGAGGUUUACGAGUUUGCGAGGGCGAACGAUCGCGUGUUGACCAUGGACAAGAUGAGGCUUUGUCUGAGGAUGGCGGCCGCUCGAGGACAUAGUUUGCUCGUGCUCGGCGCGCUGGGCUGCGGCGCGUUUAGGAAUCCACCAGAGGAGAUUGCGCAGUGUUGGCUUGAGGUGCUGGGUGAGGCUGAGUUUGCGGGUGGCUGGUGGAGGGAGAUGUGGUUUGCCGUGUACGAUCGGAAGAAUGAGGGCAAUUUUGAGAUUUUUGAGGACUAUUUGGCGGGUGUUGAGGUUUAG
Molecule: messenger RNA, 1074 nt
Organism: Colletotrichum truncatum
Lineage: Eukaryota; Fungi; Ascomycota; Sordariomycetes; Glomerellales; Glomerellaceae
Product: mitochondrial chaperone bcs1
Source: RefSeq, a predicted model, not a curated record